This is a messenger RNA of Harmonia axyridis, 1492 nucleotides long. It is a transcript of the gene ZnT86D, whose product is annotated as zinc transporter 7. The coding region runs from base 317 to 1363 and encodes 348 amino acids. Gene Ontology annotation, cellular component: membrane; Golgi apparatus. Gene Ontology annotation, biological process: intracellular zinc ion homeostasis; transmembrane transport; zinc ion transport. The record is from RefSeq and is a predicted model, not a curated record. Gene Ontology annotation, molecular function: zinc ion transmembrane transporter activity. The transcript has 3 exons. NCBI's taxonomy places the organism in Eukaryota, Metazoa, Arthropoda, Insecta, Coleoptera, Coccinellidae.
GUGUACGAAUGUUUGAUGACAAUUGACAUUUUCAAUUCUAUAUUUUAAAGCUGAAAGGGCUAAGGAAUUAAGACAGGGCAUCGAGAGCACCAGCUCCGGCACUGAGCGUUGAAAUUUGGGAAAUGGGUUUUUCAUCGAUAUAAUUAUAUUCUUGGUUCAUUUUGUAUGUAUUAUAUACAAUUUUAAUAUAUUACUCAACGUAACAUUAUGUUGUGUGAGAUAAAAUCCAUGUAUAAAGUGAAUACCGCUAAAGUAUUUUGAGACACGUAUACAAACCGUGUAAACAUAUUUUUCAACUUUCAAAUAGAAAUAAACCAUGCUUCCUCUGUCACAUAAAGACAAUUUACAUAGAGGACUUGGUUCCCGAGUGAAGGAAAAAGUACAGGGCUGGAUAAGAUUAAUAUUUUCAGAUAGAAAUUCCAGAAAUUUAUUUUUGUUUUUAAUUCUUAAUUUAUCAUUUGCCUUUGUGGAAUUGUCUUAUGGAGUGUGGACAAAUAGUUUAGGUUUAAUUUCGGAUUCUUUUCACAUGUUUUUCGACUGCACAGGACUAUUAGCUGGCCUUGCUGCAUCUGUUAUCACAAAAUGGAAAGCUAAUGAUAAAUAUUCAUAUGGCUAUGUAAGAGCUGAAGUGCUUGCAGGAUUUGUAAAUGGAUUAUUUUUAUUGUUCAUUUCAUUUUUUAUCAUGUCAGAAGCCGUAGAGAGAGCAAUAGAACCUCCAGAGGUAAAGCAUGAGAGGUUGCUCAUCGUUUCAGUUUUAGGACUUAUAGUUAAUUUGGUUGGAAUUUAUGCCUUUCAACAUGGUCACUCGCAUGGCGGUUCUCAUGGUCAUUCCCAUGGUCACUCUCACAACUCCCAUGGUCAUUCUCACAACUCCCAUGGUCAUUCUCAUGACCAUUUGCUAGAAAUGGAGACAACUGAAAAUUCUCAAAUCAUGAAAGGAGUAUUCCUUCAUAUUUUAGCUGACACAUUGGGAAGUGUUGGGGUUAUUAUAUCAGCAAUACUAAUGUAUAUGUUCGGAUGGAUGAUUGCUGAUCCUAUAUGUUCAAUGUUCAUAGCCAUUCUUAUUGCUCUAAGUGUUUUAUCCUUGAUCAAGGACUCUGUUAUGAUUCUUAUGCAGAGACAACCAUCUCCACUGGAUAAUGUUUUACCACAAUGUUAUCAGAAAGUUGUGAGUUUACCUGGUGUUUAUUCAAUUCAAGAACCCCAUUUUUGGACACUUUGUAGUGAGGUUUAUGUUGGGGGCGUUAAAUUAGAAGUAUCAAAAAAUGUUGACCCUAAAUAUGUUACAUCUCACACACAGAUGAUUUUCGCUUCUGUUGGAGUAAGGCAUUUAUAUGUGCAGUUAGAUUAUACCCCAAUGUGAUUUGAAGUGAAGUUAGUGUUUCGAACAUUCAAAAAAUACAUUGACCUUCCAUACAAUUGUGAUUUAUCAAAUGCUUUUUAUGUUGAUGGAAAAUAUUAGAAAUUUAUUAUAUUUAUAUAUUUAUAAUUA